Messenger RNA from Cladocopium goreaui, 1029 nucleotides. NCBI's taxonomy places the organism in Eukaryota, Dinophyceae, Suessiales, Symbiodiniaceae. The record is from the annotation of a GenBank genome assembly.
AGAAUUCACAACAAAGGGCUAGGUCUCUGGGGUGGAAAGGGGGCAGAAGCAGAGGGAGGGCGACGUCCUUACCCAUGGCGGAAGAAUUGCAGGUCAUAGGUAACGAAUACCCGGUCACUUCGCCCACAUUUGGACCGUCCGGCGACCUCUUCGCGGUCUCCUCGGCGGGGGACAUCUUUCGCUACUCUACGGAAGGCUAUGACAACGAGUUUCAGAUGGAAGCCUGGGGAAAUUCAUCGGGCCAGCCCCUGGGCUUAGACUUUGACAGUCAGGGUGUAGCCUUCGUCUGCGACGCAGCACAUCAAGCGAUCUUUCGCAUUCUGCGCGUGGAGCGAGAGGGAGGCACCUUUGCUCAUCAGAUCGAUCCCUAUGUCAAAGAGUACGAGCAGUCCCAAUUCCUGGGACCCAACUCGUUAUGCCUGUCUCGGCAGACUGGCAUGCUGUACUUUACCGACAGUGGGCCAUUGGGGGAGACCUCGCUGCAGAACCCCAGCGGCUCGGUUUUUGCCAUCAGCCCCUCCACACAACUGUUGAUCCCACUGUGCCUCAAAACUUUGGCGCAUCCUUGUGGGGUGGCACUGUCGCCUGAUGAGAAGAACAUCUAUGUAGCAGAAACUGCCAUGAACCGCAUUCUGCGAUUCACUCAGCAUCCGCCGCAAGUCUUCCACUGCAGUGUCUUUUGUCAACUCAGUGGACGCUUUGGCCCCACAGCAUUGGCGGUGAGCGCAAGGGGAGAUCUCUAUGUGGCACACUUCGACUUCGCCGAGAAUGCCGAGCAUGGCCGGAUUGUUGUGCUGAACAGUGAUGGAGAGGUUACAGGUUCCAUCACGGUUCCUGGACCGGAGAUCACCGGCCUAUGCGUCUCGCCCGAUCAGAGGUACUUGGUGGUGUCGGAACGUUCCACCACCACGCUGUAUCGAACGCCACUGUGACCCCGGGACCCGUUGUCGUUUCACAUUUCGGAGCGUUUCACCUCGAACAGCCCACUGGAAAAAGGCCUGAAAACAUGGAGAUGUUGCUGGAAAUUCG